UGGUUUACGGAGGGGGAGUCUCAAAGGCCGCUGAAUCCAGCAGCGAUGGAGAACGGCACCGGACUUUGCGCAGAAGAGCGCCCAUGGGAGGUCCAGGAGACCACAGUCACCGAGGGGGCUGCCAAGAUCGCCUUCCCCAGCACCAACGAGGUCUUUUACAACCCAGUGCAAGAGUUCAACCGGGAUCUAACAUGUGCUGUGAUCACGGAGUUUGCUCGCAUGAAGCUUGCAGCCAAAGGAAUCCAGAUCAAGGUGCCAGGUGAGAAAGACCUGCAAAAGGUGGUUGUGGCCUUGUCGGAGCAAGAGGAGAAAAAGGUUGAACUGAAAGAGAAAGAGAGUGAAAACACAGCUCCAGGAGACCAUUCUCGAACAGCCGUCGUAGGGGAGAUUUGUGAGGAAGGUCUGCAGGUGCUGGAAGGCCUGGCAGCUUCGGGCCUACGUUCCAUUCGAUUUGCCCGAGAGGUGCCUGGACUCCGAUCUGUGGUUGCCAAUGAUGCAUCUGCCCGAGCCAUAGAUCUUAUGCGCCGUAAUGUGCAGCUCAAUGAUGUGGCCCACCUGGUACAGCCCAGCCAGGCAGAUGCCCGGAUGCUGAUGUACCAGCACCAGCGAAUGUCAGAGAGGUUUGAUGUCAUUGACCUGGACCCCUAUGGCAGCCCUGCCCCCUUCUUGGACUCAGCUGUGCAGGCUGUGAGUGAAGGAGGGUUGCUGUGUGUGACCUGCACGGACAUGGCGGUGCUGGCAGGAAACAGUGGGGAGACGUGCUACAGCAAGUAUGGGGCCAUGGCCCUCAAAAGCCGGGCCUGCCAUGAGAUGGCCCUGAGAAUCGUCCUACAUAGCCUGGACCUCCACGCCAACUGCUACCAGCGUUUUGUGGUGCCACUGCUCAGUAUCAGCGCCGACUUCUAUGUGCGUGUUUUUGUUCGUGUCUUCACUGGCCAGGCCAAGGUCAAGGCCUCUGCCAGCAAGCAGGCACUAGUAUUCCAGUGUGUGGGUUGUGGCACCUUCCACCUCCAGCGCCUUGGCAAAACAUCAAGAGCCCCUGGCGGCAGGGUCAAGUUCUCUGCGGCCUGUGGUCCCCCUGUGACCCCCGAGUGUGAGUACUGUGGGCAGAGACACCAGCUUGGUGGCCCUGUGUGGGCAGAGCCCAUCCAUGAUCUGGACUUUGUCAGUCGUGUUCUGGAUGCUGUAAGCGCCAACCCCAGCCGCUUCCACACCUCAGAUCGGAUCCGAGGGGUCCUGAGUGUCAUCACUGAGGAGCUCCCAGACGUGCCUCUGUACUACACGCUAGACCAGCUCAGUGGCACCAUCCACUGCAACACACCCAGCCUCCUGCAGUUGCGGUCAGCCCUCCUCCAUGCUGGCUUCCGAGUCUCUCUCUCCCAUGCCUGUAAGAAUGCAGUGAAGACAGAUGCCCCUGCCUCAGCUCUCUGGGACAUCAUGCGCUGCUGGGAGAAGGAGUGUCCUGUGAAGAGGGAGCGCCUGUCAGAGACCAGCCCAGCAUUCCGCAUCCUCAGUGUAGAGCCCAGGCUGCAGGCCAACUUCACCAUCCGGGAAGAUGCUAACCCCAGCUCCCGCCAGCGAGGACUCAAGCGCUUCCAGGCCAACCCAGAGGCUAACUGGGGCCCUCGGCCCCGAGCCCGGCCUGGGGGCAAGGGGGCCAGCGGAACUAUAGAGGAGAGACGCAAGCUACUGCAGAAUAAGCGCAAGGAGCUGGCUGAGGACCCAGCUCAGCGGGCUGCCAGGCUCAAGACAUUUACUUGCAAGAGGUUCAAGGAGGGCACUUGUCAGCGUGGGGACCAGUGCUGCUAUUCCCACAGCCCCCCAACACCCAGGGCCUCUGCUGACGGGAGGCUCCCUGACUGCCAAGAGACCUCCAGCCAGAACCCUGAGCCUGGGGCUGCCACAGGCCCAGAAUAGACUGAACCAAUAAAGAGAUAUCAC
This is a messenger RNA of Nycticebus coucang (slow loris), 1941 nucleotides long. It is a transcript of the gene TRMT1, whose product is annotated as tRNA methyltransferase 1. Gene Ontology annotation, cellular component: nucleus. Lineage: Eukaryota; Metazoa; Chordata; Mammalia; Primates; Lorisidae. Gene Ontology annotation, molecular function: RNA binding; metal ion binding. The record is from RefSeq and is a predicted model, not a curated record. Gene Ontology annotation, biological process: tRNA N2-guanine methylation.